UGCCCGCCCACCCAGUUAUCGAGCGAAAACGAAAACGCAGUGGUUGAUCGGGAUUUGCAAAUAAAGGCCGCCGAGCGUCUAGUUGCCGCAAUUUUCGCGGCGAGGCAACACCCUUGAACCCUUCCGCGGUCGCCGGGCCAGCAAAAAUACCCGACGGAAAAUGGCAGCACCAGUGAAGAAGGUUCCCAUUCACCUUCAGAGCUCACAAAACCGUCUUCUUAUCAAGAAUGGCAAGAUUGUGAAUGCUACUGGAAUGCAAGAUGGAGACGUCUUUGUGGAAGAUGGAAUCAUCAAACAAAUCGGCACCAAUCUCAUCAUUCCUGGGGGCACCCGUGUGAUUGAUGCAAGGGGAAGGUACCUUCUUCCCGGAGGUAUUGACCCUCAUGUUCAUUUUUCAUUUGAGUUCAUGGGUCAAACCUCAGCUGAUGAUUUUUAUCAGGGUACAAAGGCUGCUAUUUCUGGAGGUACUACAAUGAUUAUAGAUUUUGCUAUCCCGAAAAAGAAAGAGUCACUCCUAGAGCAGUAUGAUAAAUAUCGUCUAAUGGCAGAUGACAAGGUUUGCUGUGACUAUGCUCUCCACUGUGGUAUUACAUGGUGGUCUGAUAAAGUAAAGCAGGAAAUGGAGAUUUUGUGUAAAGAGAGGGGCGUCAAUUCUUUUAAAGCAUUCAUGGCAUACAAAGAUGACUUGAUGAUUCGUGAUGAUGAGCUUUACAAGAUGUUUGAGACAUGUAGGCAACUGGGAGCUGUGGCAAUGGUACAUGCUGAAAAUGGGGAUAUCAUUGUUGAAAAUUCGAAAAAGCUUCUGUCGAAAGGUGUAAAGGGCCCUGAGGGUCACGAGCAAUCCCGACCUGAGGAGGUGGAAGCUGAAGCCACCAACCGUGCUUGUGUUAUCGCUAAGCAAGUCAACUGUCCUCUGUAUGUUGUUCAUGUUAUGAGCAAAGAGGCAGGAGAUGUUAUAUCGAAGUAUAGGGAGCAAGGAUGGCCUGUCUAUGGAGAGGCACUUGCCGCAGGUCUAGGCACAGAUGGUCGUCCCUGCUGCAGUUCCAACUAUGGCCUUGCUGCGGCUCACAUCAUGAGCCCUCCUCUUCGUUCUGAUCCAGCAACCAAAGAACGGCUCAUGGAUCUUUUGGCUUCAGACGGGCUUCAAGUUACUGGCAGUGACAACUGCACUUUCUCUUCCAAGCAAAAGGCUGUUGGCCAGAACGACUUCAGUAAAAUUCCAAAUGGUGUCAAUGGUGUUGAGGAUCGCAUGUCAGUAGUGUGGGAGAAAGGUGUGCAGUCUGGAAAGAUAACGCCACCUCGUUUUGUGGAAAUUACUAGCACCAAUGCUGCUAAAAUUUUCAAUUUGUACCCAUCCAAGGGUGCUAUUGGCCUUGGUUCAGAUGCUGACAUUGUCAUUUGGAACCCAAACAAAACACGAGUUAUCUCUGCUAAAACUCAUCAUCAGGCAACUGACAUUAAUAUUUUUGAGGGGAUGGAGUGUCAUGGCGUGCCUGAAUAUGUCAUUGUGAGUGGUAGAGUUUGUGUGGAUGAUGGUGAGCUGAAGGUUGUGCAGGGACAUGGUCGUUUCAACCCGACCCCGCUCUAUCCCCCUACAGUAUAUGACUCUCUUGCUACGGAAGCUGAAAAGGCCAACUAUGCUCCUUUGCCAGAUCUGAUCACUGAAACAGCCGAUCAGGUUUCUCAACUGCAUGUCAAUGGCAGCAAUGGAGAUGCUGCUCCAAUCAGUCCAAGCCCCAUUACCGUCUUUUCUGACCAGACAAACACCCCUACUGGGAAAGGAGCACGCCAGGAAGGGCAGCGUAAUUUGCAGGGCUCCAGCUUCUCCAUUAGUAGUGAGGUUGGUGACACUUCAAAGCGCUCAGGCAUUCGUGUUCACAAUCCGCCUGGCGGAAGAUCCUCUGGAGGUUUUUGGUAAAAGGCUCCCAAUCAGUAUGACCAUGUUUCAAAAUCUGUCUAGUCUUUCUUGUUUUAUGUUUAAAUAAUUUGUACGAACUGAAUUAUUCAAGAGAUUUGACCCAGGGCUAUACCUGCCAUUGGUUUCUUUUACUUAUCUGGCACAGUAUUAUUACAGAUAAUAUGCUAGAAAGUUUAUUUUUAAAAAUAAUGUUGUGACGCAGCUGUGCGCUCUGUUCAUUUUACAUUUUUUAUUGUUACAUUAAGGUUCAACUGAGCUACUUGAAAUUCAUAAGGUACUUUGUUUUUACUUAAAAAAAUCUUCUGAGCUCUUCCAGUUAGCUUAAACUUGACAGAUCUUAUGGCAUUUUUGUAAUGCUGUGGUCCUAUGUGUUCCACAUUGUGAGGCGGAUAAUUCACUAAAUCUUCCUGUUGUGGUUGUGUGAUUUUGGUAUAAUGCUUGAAAUAUUUAAAUUAUGAUUUGUUCAAUCAAUUCAUUUUGCCAAAAUUAAAAUUCUCAAUUUAUUCAUAUCUUUUGUGCUUUUCCAAUGUGAGUUUUUUGGUGUGUACCCUCUUAUUUUUAUUAUAUUCUGUAGAAAACUUCCAUUUUAUUGUGUUAUGGAGAAAUUUGGUUUGCACCCAUUCAUUGGCUUAGUUUGUUCUGAGACUUCACUGUUAAUUUUAUUUGUCAUUUUAUUUUUAAUUCGUUAUGCGUUUCUUCCAUUAGAUAUUUUGUAGUCUGUAGAGUGCUUGAGCAUUUUUGUCUCAGAUGUGUACUGCAAAGUCUUCUUUUAUAGUUAUAGGACGAAAGACUUAUAAAAAAAAAUUGAGACAAGGAAUCGAGCAAGUCACAAGUAUAUGUGCCAUGUUUCUUGAUUUCCUGUUAGAGCUUUGAAUUUUUACCUGUGAAUAUUGUGAAAUGACCUUAUCAAAAGGUCCUCCCACUUAAAGAAAAUAUAUUGAUUUGGGGCAUGUAUCUCCUGUGGACCAUUGCAUGCCAAGCCCUCUUUUAUCUGUCACUAUUGGUGUCUUGAGCUUUUGAGUGAUCAUAUGUAUACAGUUUAGAUCUCAGAUUAAAUGUGUUCCUUUGAAGUAAAUUGAAGGAAGAAAAUUAAAUCUGCAAUUGAAGUUGCUUUGACUUAAAUGCAACUUUAAGGAGAUAUUCAUGAUACUGCCUAUUGGUUAAUGCUUGUACAAAUAUUUAUUACUUUUCCAAAUAGCUUUUAUAUGAACUGUUAAAUAAGUGUGCAGGUAUCAGCCAAUUAAACUGUGGGCAUCCCUUCCACUGGUAUGGAAGUAUAUAAAAAUAUUUAUUGUGUAUCUAUCACUCGGUGUAUUUUUAGAGUGACAUGUAAACUUUCACUGCUGCUUUUUGCAGCUGUGCAGAUGCUGAAGGAGGCAUGUUACAAUAUUUUCGCACAAACUAUUGAUAUAUCAGGGUUAUGCUCUGAUUCUCCCAAUACGUUGCAUUAAUGCAAAAUCUGACAAUCAGUGUGCUGCUGUAUGUAAUUGUACCCUGCAAUAUAUCCUCUAACUCUGUUUCCAUUGCUUCGAAUUUUACAGGAGCUGUAAUUAAAAACCCUGUGCAUCCUAGUCCCUUCUAGCAUAUCAUUUAAGGCACAUUUUUGUCAUGAAAUUUUAUACUACUAACACAGCCAAAUUAUGUGUAACUUUUUUAUUGCAUCUCAAGUGCACAUUGACUGAAUGUGACACUGACUGACACUAAUUGGAAUGCCUGUCCUACGCCCACAGUUUUUACUAAAUCUCAUUAUGCAAAGCAUUUGCUUAAAAUGUAAGGAUAAAACGGUACCUCUGCACAAUCUGUUGCCAAAUAAUUGUUGUGGUGACAAAUGAGGAUGACACGUAAUGUCAGAAUGAUGUUGACUGUAUUUUAUGCUAUGUUGUCUAUUUGCAAAAUUAAUGCAAAAAAAAGUCUCGCCUUUGUGGUUCCAUAUGCUGAAUAAAAGAAAUCCAACUAAAAGGUA
Messenger RNA from Thrips palmi, 3881 nucleotides. RefSeq names its product dihydropyrimidinase (gene CRMP). The record is from RefSeq and is a predicted model, not a curated record. Bases 161 to 1918 code for a protein of 585 amino acids. Gene Ontology annotation, molecular function: dihydropyrimidinase activity. Lineage: Eukaryota; Metazoa; Arthropoda; Insecta; Thysanoptera; Thripidae. The transcript is spliced from 2 exons. Gene Ontology annotation, biological process: pyrimidine nucleobase catabolic process. Gene Ontology annotation, cellular component: cytoplasm; cytosol.